This is a messenger RNA of Cladophialophora psammophila CBS 110553, 1983 nucleotides long. RefSeq lists its product as uncharacterized. Gene Ontology annotation, molecular function: double-stranded DNA binding; 3'-tyrosyl-DNA phosphodiesterase activity; single-stranded DNA binding. Lineage: Eukaryota; Fungi; Ascomycota; Eurotiomycetes; Chaetothyriales; Herpotrichiellaceae. Gene Ontology annotation, cellular component: nucleus. Gene Ontology annotation, biological process: single strand break repair; double-strand break repair. The coding region runs from base 1 to 1983 and encodes 660 amino acids. The record is from RefSeq and is a predicted model, not a curated record. The transcript has a single exon.
AUGGCUUCAAGACCUUCGAAACGAGUCAAACUCAACUCCGGCCAAAGAGAUGCUUUGUCAGCCUCACUGCAGUCGUCUCUGGACGGCAUUGUCACCGACCCGGCGUCCAUUCGCGCGAAGAGAGCUGCCUUUCUCGGUUCGAUUUCUAGGUCAAUUUCACCACCGGGAAUUCAAAGGUCUGGGGAACCGCCUCCACGGCUGCGAGAUGAAACCAAAGAGGAUCCCGAAAAGCACGUCGCUCCCCGUUCUCCGCGGCCACAGAAACAUUCUUCCAAGGCUCACCACCAUGGCGAGUCAAGUAAGAGCUCAGACGCUCAGUCCGCCAUCGCUGGGUCCAAGCCAGUCUCUGCAGCGAAACUCCUCCCAUCGCCUUUCAGACUAACCACGAUUUAUGAGCUUCCAUCUUCUAAGAAUGUUGACACGAUUUCACUUCAUGACAUCCUUGGAAACCCACUGAUCAAAGAAACUUGGAUCUUCAACUUCUGCUUCGAUGUCGACUGGCUGAUGACCCAUUUUGAUUCCGAUAUCCGCUCCAACGUCAAAGUGAAGGUCAUUCAUGGGUCAUGGAAAAAUGACUCCCCAAACAAAAUCGCCAUCGACGAUGCAUGUCGCAGGUGGACGAACGUUGAAUCCGCCACUGCUUAUUUGCCUGAUCAAUUUGGAACUCAUCACAGCAAGAUGUUCAUUCUCUUCACCCACGAUGACCUUGCCCAGGUUGUCAUUCACACGGCGAAUAUGUUGGAGAAGGAUUGGACGAAUAUGACCCAGGCGGCGUGGCUGUCUCCUAUGCUCCCGCCUCUCGAGGGAAAACAUGUGGAGAAACCUGGAAAGAUAGGAACUGGGACAAGAUUCAAGCAUGAUAUCCUGGCCUAUCUCGCAGCGUACGGGUCGAAAACGAAGGCUUUGCGGGAACAACUGACACAAUUCGAUUUCCGCAGCGUCCGAGGUGCACUUAUAGCUUCAGUCCCAUCGCGAAUGAAGGAGCCGUCAACUACGCAAUAUAGCCAGGCCAUUUGGGAUCUCAAACUCUGGGGCUAUCCAAGUUUAUCGCGUGCGCUGCAAUCGAUUCUCUUGCAACAACGGCAGACCAAACUUUCGGACAAGUCAAGCGAACAAUCCCCACAUGUUGUUUGCCAAAUUUCCUCAAUUGCCACCCUUCCGCAAAGCUGGAUGAAUCAGUUCUUCCCAAUCCUCUACUCAACCCUGCAACCCACCUCGUCCAGUUCGGCACAGAAAUGGGACCCUUCGCACAUCUCAAUCAUCUAUCCAACACCCCACAACGUCGCGACAUCACUCGACGGCUACGCAUCUGGCGGCUCUAUCCACACAAAGGCCCAGUCAGCCGUCCAUCUGAAACAAAUUGCCGGCCUUCGGGGUUCGCUGUACCAAUGGGCCAGGGGCUCGAAGGAAGAGACAAGAGCGGGACGAGACGAGGCAGCUCCGCAUAUCAAGACCUACGUGUGCUUUGAAAGCAAGCCUUCGGCGAUAAAGCCCGUGCCGACUGUGAAGUGGGCGUUGUUGACGAGCGCGAAUCUAAGUCAACAGGCUUGGGGUGCGCUCCGUCCGAAGGACAAGGAGAUCGCGGUGCAGAGUUACGAGAUCGGCGUGCUGGUUUGGCCAGAGUUGUUUGCGGAGGGGUUUGACACUGAAGACGCGAGCGAGACCGACAAGCAAGAUUCAGACAGAGGAGAAGACGCCGAGAACAACAAUGCGUCUACUGCACGCGGGAGCAGCACUGAAAAGAUAAAAAUGAUCCCUGUUUUCGGAAAUGACACACCCGCUCCUCUGUCUCCGCCUUCGCCUUCACUGACCCCCAACAGCAUCGAUCAUCAAUCUUGCGGACCAGAAACGCUAAUCGGACUGCGCAUCCCCUACGACCUCCCCCUCACGCCGUACGGCAAGGAUGAUAUGCCGUGGAGUCCACAGGGCGUGUAUGAGCAGCCCGAUCGAUGGGGGAGACGAUGGCCGAGAGAUUUCUCCUGA